Messenger RNA from Microthlaspi erraticum, 570 nucleotides. NCBI's taxonomy places the organism in Eukaryota, Viridiplantae, Streptophyta, Magnoliopsida, Brassicales, Brassicaceae. The record is from the annotation of a GenBank genome assembly.
AUGUUGAGAGGUGAAGGAAGCAAGGUAGCUCUUGGAAAGAAGGAAGCAAGGAAAAUGCUAGAGGGAAUGAGCAAAGAGGAUGUGGAGGAGAUUGAGAGGUUAAGGGAAGAGAGAAAUUCUAAGAGAAGGAAUGAUCCCAUCAGCAGUGAGAGCGAAUUGGGAGAAUUCGAGAUUGGGAUAAGAGAGGAGAGUGAUGACUCUCAAAGUGAAGAGGGUGAAGAGGUUAGUCAAGAGAUUGAUGGGAGUGAACAUGAGAGCAAUGAGCAUGUUCCAAUGGAGGAAGUUGAGCCACAAGAAGAGGAGGAUGAGCUCCCCAUGUACCAAGAGCACUACAAUGCUCUCUUCUCCAUGGACUUUGUGGAAACAAAAUACCCACAUGAUGACACAUUGAGGGCUCUUGGAAUCUUUGAGAAUGUGGAGUUAGUCCUUAAGAACAUGCGCUUGGCCAAAUUCUUCUCUCAUCGUAUGGAGUCAUACAAGGAGCUCACUUGUGAAUUCCUAGCAUCGAUGAGGUACCACAAGUAUGAUGAGCUCGAUCGAGCUGAGUUGGACCAAGGUUGGGGAUGGUGA